AUGUCCCAGCAGGCGUCGAUCCUGAAGCGGUCCGAACAUGCAGGGAGCAUCCUGCGGGAGCUCUUCAGAAGAAGAGCAUCGACAAACGCGACUGCUGGUUUAAAGACUCUCUCGGCUGUAGCAAGGAUGGGUGGUGCUACAAGUCGUGUGCUCAACCUGGCUCUGGUGAAUGGUGCUGGACGGCCCACAACGAUGGAUUUGGAGAUUGGAUCAAGUGCAGCAGCAGAAAUGACUGCCAUGCCUCGGACAAAUGCGGUGCUGGCGGCUAAUCAUCAGACAGACGAACGCCACGAUAAAUACAAUCGCCACAAGCUGGCAGCACUUCUGUUCAGACCUCUUCUUUUCCCGGCGUUCUAUCUGGCGAUCGCAAACCUCACAAUGGGUAUGAGGCUUGAGACUCUCUGCCUGGGACAGUGGAUUCGAGUUGUGGGAGUGCGACUCUACAUCAUGGAGGCGGUCGCUGGCUCGGGUCUCGUCGAGCGUAUCGUUUUGCGGCACUGCAGUAUACUGAUGUCAAAAUGA
Messenger RNA from Aspergillus clavatus NRRL 1, 522 nucleotides. RefSeq lists its product as uncharacterized. Bases 1 to 522 code for a protein of 173 amino acids. Lineage: Eukaryota; Fungi; Ascomycota; Eurotiomycetes; Eurotiales; Aspergillaceae. The transcript has 2 exons. The record is from RefSeq and is a predicted model, not a curated record.